Exophiala spinifera is the source of this 3504-nucleotide messenger RNA. RefSeq lists its product as uncharacterized. The transcript has a single exon. The record is from RefSeq and is a predicted model, not a curated record. NCBI's taxonomy places the organism in Eukaryota, Fungi, Ascomycota, Eurotiomycetes, Chaetothyriales, Herpotrichiellaceae. Bases 1 to 3504 code for a protein of 1167 amino acids.
AUGUUUGCACGACGCGGCAAUCGUCUUCAAGGCCUGUCGAAAUUGUAUUCCGACGCCAAACAGUCAUACGAGAACACCAGAGUCAGUCCGGCCGUUGCGUCUAUCACCGAGUCACCAGAACUCAAGGAACUGAGGCGCGGCUUCCAGAUUCAACAGGAUCGAUUAUUGGCCUGGGGCUUACAUUGGGCCGACAACGGUCCGCCAGACUCUAAACACGCCGAUGUCGACAUCGACAAGAAAAUCAACGAAGCUGGACUGGGCGAUGUCGUCAGUAGUGUAAUUACCGAGAUCCAGGGCAUCACCGACGAAAUUAGGCGGAUGGGGGAUCCCAUGAAAAGAUCCGAGAAGAACUUGGCCGCUCUCAGAGACCCUGAAUGGACCGUCCACGAAAUCCGGACUCGCAAGGACUUACUAAACAGACUAACAGAAUGCUUGGAUUUGUUAUACAGCCUCGAAGAGACGAGAGCCGCAGACGAGAAGAGCGAUGUAAAAAGACAAAAGCACGCUCAUGACUCCUCUGAAGCGAGGUCGAAUUCGGAUAUCUACGAUCACCCUCUUCACAUCGACUUUGGGAGCCUGGAAUUCAACGAGUAUGCGGCACAAGCGGCAGACCCUCCACCAUAUGAUCCCUCGAGUGGUGCCGCUUCGAUCAAGGAGAGAUCCACCGCAUAUUAUCGAACUGCUUCUCAGCCUGUCCUGGUCGACUACUUGCCCGCAGACACACCCUUGUACAUUAUCGGAAGUGCUGACGAUGUGUUCGAGGUGCAGGAGCUGGGCGAAGAGCUGUGCAACAACAUCUCGUUGUCGUGGUGCGGCCAUCUGAGACUAUUGGGAUUUACAAUCAACCCUGCUGGACCACGUUGCGCCAUGGUCUAUGCCCUGCCAGAAGGCCACGACCACCAGACCUUGCAACACCAUCGAACACUGAGCUCGCUCAUCACCGCCACUGCAAGCGAUCUGAGCCACGAUGCCGCUCAGCCGCCGUUAGAAGAUCGAUUUCGACUGGCGUAUAACUUGGCCUUGUCCAUCAUGGGCUACUUUGCACGAGGAGAGACUCACCAGCAUAUCAAUGGCAGCAACUUCCUCGUCCUGGGCUCCAGUGAACAUAACCCUCGGUCAAAAUUAUCCACAGAAAUGAGAUCGCCAUACCUGCUCCAGUCUUGUCAGGACUUUUUGUCGCGGUCUGAAGCGCCAGAGCCAUUCGCAACACAUAUUUAUAGACACCCCGAGCAUGACUCUCGUCUUUCGGAGGUGGUCCCCGCCUACGACAUCUACAGCCUUGGACUACUCUUACUCGAAAUCGGUCUCUGGAUGCCACUUUCUCGAUUUUGGAAACCGAAAUACAACCGUGCCUUGUUCAUGGACAGAAUGCAAAGGGUUUACUCGCCGAAGCUCGCUUCCAAGUGUGGAAGUAGGUAUAUGCGCGUAGCGAAGCGGUGUUUGGAGGCGCCGACCGAAUUGCAGUAUCGGAACAACUACGAGGAUGCGGGAUCGUUUAUGUUACAAGUGCUAAAAGACCUCCAACAAUGCUGUGCUUUGGAUGAGGAUGCACCUCCGCCCUCUGACAUUGAAACCUUUGAGCUCUUGUUGAUCGAGCAGAUGUAUAAGGCUGAAACAAAGGCUGACGAGCAGAAAUCCAAGGCCAAGAUGGUGGACGACGAAUACAGACCACCUCUCCCGAGAAGAGCACUUUCAAAACGAAAAAUAGACGCUAUUCAGCAGCCCGUCCCGGUUGAAACACCUUUGCGAAAAUGGCCCCAAGUCGAUAUUCCUCAGGAAGAUCUUGACACAUGGAACACGACUCUAAUGCCGAAGCUGGGUAGAAUGCUCCAAAAUGCACUAAAGGAUUGCUCGGAGUCUUGUAGUCUGAGUCUUAUGAUGUUUGGAUCGGCACCCGAAAAGGCUAGGACCACAAUCUGCGUGCAGUGUCCACAAGUCGCCAAAGUUCGUGAUGUUCUUCGACAAGGCUUGAAACUGAAGAAGGGCUGGGGUCUUGUCCUCCUGAACGGCGAGGUACGAAGAAGCGGCAAGGGAAGAACCACCAAGUGCUCCCACAGAUCACGACGACAAAGCUCAAGACCCGGGACAAGAAGACGCCGGGAGCAAAAGUUUGAGCAAUGCCCAACGAAUGGCGCGAGUAUUGGCGCAUACAAGGACGAUGAACAUCUCCCGCCCGUCUCUUUCGGUGGCACCAUUCUCGUGGAUGGCGAACCAUAUGGAAUGACGGUGCAUCACAUGCUAGAUCCUCCCAGCGAUGACGAAGAAGAGGAAGAUGCACGGGGCACACUCGAACACCCCAGAAGGUCCGCUGGUGAUCGCCAAAUUCCCAGCCAGUUCCCAUCAACCGACGACCUGCGUUACAUGCACUCUGGGGACGACCUUUCACGCUUCUCCGAUCUGGAAAUCUCUGACGAGGAUUUUGAUGACAGUGACGAUGAAAGUCAGGCAAGCACCAUUCGACCAGACUAUUCGAUUAUGGACGCCGACGGCAAUGAAUUCUGGUUCUUGGAAGAUUCGACCCCUGAACUUGAUGAAGACGAUGGUUCUGACAGAGAUGAUGCCUCGUCUUCGUCCAGCGAUGAUAUAGAUGACGCCGCCAGCAUCGGUGACAAGAUUGGUAUUGCACCUUACGGUGACGACGAAUUCUGCGUGACACAGCCUGCCAUGGAUGAUGUCGACGAGGACUUUUUUCCUAGUGAGGAAGACCGCGACGACGACCACCUAGCGAGCCACACAUUCGGCUAUGUCUUUGCGAGCAGUGGUAUACGCCGAGUUGUCCGAGGCGAGAUGAAACACGAAGUGGAUUGGGCGCUGAUCAGAAUUCAAGAGGAUAGGCUCAAGGCCGAAAAUGCAAUGCUCGAAAAGACCACCGUCACCGCAUUGUCGGCAAAAGGUCGAAAACAGAUUUCUCGAGGGCAGCCGCAGCCGCAGCCGCAGCAUCCCGUCUUGACCAAGAUCACACCCCUUUCAAAACUGUCUGGAUUGCAAGUCCAUUGUCGUGGGCGGAGCAGUGGGCUCAAAAAGGGCAGGAUAUCCCAAGCCAUGGCUUUGGUCAAGAUGCACGGUCGCGAGAGCUUCAGUAUAUCAUGGUGCGUCGAGGGCGGCUUUGGUGUCCCGGGAGACAGCGGCGCCUGGGUUUACGAUCCUGUUUCGGGCGCGUUGUGUGGCCACGUAUUAGCGUGGGGCGAUCGAAGUCGCACGGCGUACAUUGCGCCGAUGGAGGUGUUGUUUGAUGACAUCAAAGGGCGAUUAGGUGCACAGUGCGUUGAAUUGCCGGUUCCCGAGGGUCAAGAGGUUGAGAAGGACAUUGCUUCAUCAAGCCACCUUGCUGCCGCUGCAAAGGGCGUCACUGUCUGCGUUGAGAGUGGUGGUACCACCACCACCACCACGGGAGCAGGUGGAGGAGAAGAUGUCGUGGAGAAACUGAGACGGUUGAAGAUUGAGUCGUCAAAGGAACCAACUACGUCGCUUAGGACACUUGUCGUUGCACCGCCUGUGUCGUGA